Molecule: messenger RNA, 789 nt
Organism: Sinocyclocheilus anshuiensis
Lineage: Eukaryota; Metazoa; Chordata; Actinopteri; Cypriniformes; Cyprinidae
Product: spermatogenesis-defective protein 39 homolog
Exons: 7
Coding region: 87-629 (180 amino acids)
Biological process (GO): intracellular protein transport; vacuolar transport
Cellular component (GO): cytoplasm
Source: RefSeq, a predicted model, not a curated record
UGGCGACAUGUUAAAACCAGGAACUAACGUUAGUAGGAAAGAAAUCUGACGUUUCAUGUGUCGAUUUUCACUGUAAUAUUUCGAAGAUGACACGGGCCAAACCAGAGGAUGAUGAGUACUGGAACAGCUCCAAAUUUAAAGCGUUCACAUUUGAUGAUGAAGACGAUGAGUUUUCACAGCUGAAAGAGUCCAAACGGGCCGUGAACAGCAUCCUGGUGGACGAUGAUGAUGAGGAUGAGGAGGAUGUUGAGAGAGUCAGCUGGAGUGGGGAACCUGUGGGAAGCAUCUCUUGGUCGGUGAAGGAAACUGCCUCCAGUAUCCGCUCAGGCAGUGAACAGAGCUUUCCCAAAAUAGACACCACUCCUUCACUGUCCAAACAGGGGUCUGGAUACUCCCUGAGCUCCCUGUUUAAAGCAAAGAGCAAACCUGGUGCUUUCCAGUCCUUCUCCGAGUCUUUUAGCGACACAUCUUCUAGAACAUACGCACCAGAACUGAGGAAGCCCAAGUCAGGUGGAAAGGAUGUUGUCAGUGACCUGAGUCCUGAGGAAACCGUGAGGAGAAUGCAGAAAGGACGGGUAGGGGGCAGCAAAGAGCUGUAUAUAGAAAGUAUAUUUACUGCUAUAUACUGAAGAUAUACUGCACUAGAAAGUCCGUUUAAAGGUGAAGUCAGGAGGUCUGAUAUAACAGGAUAAAGCCAUUUGUUUAUUUCUCAUUGUGGUUGAUAAGUAGGUGCAGGCCCAUUUAUUUCCACUUCACAUUUUUAAGAGCCCUCCAAAAAAAAAAAAAAAA